UUUAGCUAAAAUCGGUUAUUAGCCACCGUGUGUUAGCUGGCAGCAGCUGUAGGUAGAGAGCUGGAGACUUUUAUUUAGUUAUUUUUAUUUUUUUAUCAAAUUAUACUUUCCAAAAUUACUACUCACCAAAAAAAUUACACCUGAAGGGAGACGUAUCUCCUCUCCGGAACUGGACCUGGGACGACGGGGUAACAGCAGAAGAGGAGCAAACAGGUGAACAGUAGGGUCCUGGCCACUCAAAAUCAGUUAAAGUAUUAAUGGAGUCCCCUGUUUCAGAAGAACUGAAGUGCAGUGAGUGGGAAAGUAUGAGACUAUUCAAAACACUUUGCCGCUACAAAGAACAACGGUCUCCAUCUUCAAACAGUAGGAAUUCUCUCUGAAGCCUGUGGACCAAAGCAGGCCUGAGGACUCUGACAUACACUAAAUCCCUGCCCAGGGGAACAGGGGAGAUUAAAAACUUCUGAUUGAGGUGGAGAGGGAAGACACACAGAGAGAGGGAGGGAGAGACAGAGAGAAAAAGCUUAUCGUUCACCUUUGUUCUUCCUAAUGCCCCAAGUGAAGAAUCUCCAUAGGCAAGUCACUAAAUAACAGUAGACACAAGAGCAUCUGCCCACCACUGUAGUCAGAUGAUGGAGUGAGGGAGUGAAAGAGGAGAAGAGAACAGGAUUACAUCCUGUGAAAGAGCCAAGCUCAUAUUCUGCAUUAUUUGAAUGCCUGGGAGAGAGGAGAGACAUGAGAGGAAGCCUUUUCUGUGCCAACUGCUUCAAGAGGUAUUGCAAUUAACCCUCUGGCCAUCAUAAAAUAAUACCUGGCUCCUGCUGUUUUCUGAUCGCUGGGUUUGGUUGUACGGUGUUGCAUGUGUGCUCAGGCCGUGGUCAUGCUUCAACCCCCGGCAUUUAGACCAGAUCGGACCGGCUGUCAACAAAACAGCCUGUUUCUGCUGCUGCUGUUGCUGCUGCUGCUUCUCUACAGCUCCCUCCAGGCCGCUCAGGCGGCCAAACCCAAAGGGCCAGGACACACACAUUUGAACUCCAUCCGCAUAGACGGGGAUAUCUCCUUAGGUGGGCUCUUCCCAGUACAUGCCAGGGGCCACGAUGGCAAGCCGUGUGGGGAGCUGAAGAAGGAGAAGGGCAUACACAGACUGGAGGCCAUGCUCUUCGCCCUUGACCGCAUCAAUAAUGACAAUAAUCUGCUCCCAAACAUCACACUGGGAGCACGUAUCCUGGACACCUGUUCCAGGGACACUCACGCCUUGGAGCAGUCACUCACCUUCGUGCAGGCCCUGAUCGAGAAGGAUGGGACAGAUGUCAAGUGUCUGGGCGGGGGAGCGCCUAUCAUCACCAAACCUGAAAGGGUGGUGGGGGUCAUUGGAGCAUCCUCCAGCUCCGUGUCCAUCAUGGUGGCCAACAUACUACGCCUGUUUAAGAUACCCCAGGUGAGCUACGCAUCCACAGCUCCAGAGCUCAGUGACAACACCCGCUACGACUUCUUCUCCCGUGUGGUGCCUCCAGAUACCUACCAGGCCCAGGCCAUGGUGGACAUUGUCAAGGCCAUGCGCUGGAACUACGUCUCCACAGUGGCGUCUGAGGGAAACUAUGGAGAGAGCGGCGUCGAUGCUUUCAUUCAGAAGUCUCGCGAAGAUGGGGGUGUGUGCAUCUCCCAGUCAGUCAAGAUUCCCCGGGAGCCAAAGCAGGGAGAGUUUGACAAGGUCAUUCGGCGGCUCAAAGAAAACCCAAACGCGAGAGUGGUCAUACUCUUUGCCAACGAAGAUGAUAUCAGGCGGCUACUCCACGCAGCUAAAAAGGCCAACCAGACAGGUCAUUUCAUCUGGGUGGGUUCGGAUAGUUGGGGCUCAAAGAUCUCGCCAGUUGUGCACCAAGAGGAGAUGGCAGAGGGAGCUGUCACCAUCCUACCCAAGCGCCAGUCCAUCAAAGGGUUUGAUCGUUACUUCAUCAGCCGAACACUGGAAAACAACAGAAGGAAUAUCUGGUUUGCUGAGUUCUGGGAGAACAACUUCAACUGCAAACUCAGCCGUCACGCUGUGAAGAAAGGGUCCGGGCUCAAAAAGUGCACAAAUCAGGAGCGGAUAGGAAAGGACUCGAAUUAUGAGCAGGAAGGAAAGGUGCAGUUUGUUAUUGAUGCCGUGUAUGCAAUGGCCCAUGCCCUGCACAAUAUGCACCAGGAGCUCUGCCCAGGGAAGGUGGGCCUCUGCGCUAAAAUGGAUCCUAUCAACGGCACUCAUCUGCUGAAGCACAUCCGCCGUCUAAACUUUGCAGGCAUAGCUGGCAACCCUGUGCUCUUCAACGAAAAUGGAGAUGCCCCUGGACGCUACGAGAUCUACCAAUACCAGAUCCGAAACCGAACGGCUGAAUAUAAAAUCAUUGGCCACUGGACAGAUCAGCUCCACCUUAGCGUCCGUUCAAUGCAGUGGCCCGGCGGUGUCCGUCAGAUCCCUUCCUCAAUCUGCAGCCAGCCCUGUCAGCCUGGUGAGCGUAAGAAGAUCGUGAAGGGCAUCCCUUGCUGUUGGCACUGUGAGCGGUGUGAUGGUUAUCAGUACCAGGCGGACACCUACACAUGUAAGAUGUGUCGCUUUGAUUUGCGGCCCAAUGAAAAUCACACGGGUUGCGUUCCAAUUCCCAUUGUUAAGCUGGAGUGGAGCUCUCCAUGGGCAGUCAUCCCUGUGCUUAUUGCAGUCAUUGGCAUCAUGGCCACUUUGUUUGUGGUGGUCACGUUCAUCCGCCACAACGACACUCCCAUUGUGAAAGCAUCAGGCCGAGAGCUGAGUUAUGUGCUGCUAACUGGCAUCUUCCUCUGUUACGCCACAACAUUCCUGAUGAUUUCUACCCCCGAUGUAGGAAUCUGCUCCCUGCGCAGGAUCUUCUUGGGUCUGGGGAUGAGCAUCAGUUAUGCUGCCCUGCUCACCAAAACCAAUCGUAUUUACCGCAUCUUUGAGCAGGGCACCAUGUCUGUGAGUGCACCCAGGUUCAUUUCUCCAGCCUCCCAGCUAGUCAUCACGUUCACCCUGGCCUCAGUGCAGCUGCUGGGGGUAUGCAUCUGGUUUGGCGUAGAUCCCUCCAAGGCCAUUAUUGACUAUGAGGACCAGAGGACGUCUAACCCAGUACUGGCUCGUGGUGUGCUCAAGUGUGACAUCUCUGACCUGUCCCUGAUCUGCCUGCUGGGCUACAGCAUGCUGCUCAUGGUCACCUGUACAGUCUACGCCAUAAAAACCAGAGGGGUGCCGGAGACCUUCAAUGAGGCAAAACCCAUUGGUUUUACCAUGUACACCACCUGCAUUAUUUGGCUUGCAUUCAUCCCAAUCUUCUUUGGCACUUCACAGUCCACAGAAAAGAUGUACAUCCAAACAACCACGCUGACCAUCUCGGUGAGCCUGAGCGCUUCAGUGUCCCUCGGGUUGCUCUACAUGCCCAAGGUCUACGUGGUUCUCUUCCACCCCGAGCAGAAUGUGCCCAAGCGCACACGCAGCCUCAAGGCCGUGGUUACCGCUGCCACCAUGUCCAACAAGUUUAACCCCAAGGCCGGACUCAGACCAAACGGAGAAGCCAAGACCGAGCUUUGUGAAAGCCUUGAAACACAAACUUUCCCAUCAAAGCAAACCUACAUCAGCUACAGCAACCAUGCAAUCUAAGGGACAGGGGUUCUUGUCAUAAUUCAGGAUUUCCACCCUGACGGGUGGAGAAGAAAACACGCAGCGGAAUUUCACACGGCCUGCAAAAAAAAAAAAAUUUAAAAAACGGUUGUGUCAUUUUACGGGUGGAGAUCACAGAAGCGUUGCCCAAAGAAGUGACAUGGCGAGGAGAGACCACAAACAGGUGCAGGGAUGGACAAAACACAGGACCAGAACAGAUAACAGUACAAUUGUAAUGAUCCAUCUUCUGUCUGCCUCACAAGAAUAAACACACGAAAAAAGAAAAAUGAAAAAUACUUGCAUGGCAGAGGCCUGGAGACUGAAGGAUGGAGCUUUCCAUUUGAGUGUUUACAUUUCAGCUAUGCCCUCUUUCAAAGACUUACCUGUCAUCCUGAGCAGCGCUGACUGAGAGAAGAACUAAAAUCAAGAAUAUGUUCAGGUGUUCUUAAUGUUGUCUGCCAGUUUUGCAAACUAUAAUUAAUCUUAAAAUCCUCAAGGCAUCACAAGGGAUUAAUCAACACCAAAAAGGCAUGAAAACGUGGUCCAUGGAUUUCUAAAAGGGGUUUGUGUUUGUUUUUUAUCUCUAAAUGUAUUCCCGGCUCAUGAGUCAAGUGACUGGAAACGGUUAUCAUCUCUACAAUGCAACAAAUCUGUACCAGACUCCAUGUAUUUUUAUUUCCUCUUCUAGGUUCCCACUGACUUAAUAAGAAUGACUACAUGUAUAAGGUGGUCUCUGCUGAUUUUGAGCAUGCCAAUGUCAACAUCCUGUGUUGUGUUGUUAAAAAAAAAAAAAAACCAAAACAAAACAAAAAAAAACCCGAACAAAACAAAGAAAAUGAAAAAAUAAUAUAUUUGGAAUGCAUUUAAACUCCGUUGCAGCGUUGUUAACAAUUGUUUGGGCCAAAGCCUAUUGUACGUUAAAAACUGUUCUCAAAUGGUGAAGGUCUAGUGAGUGAUUGUUUAUCUGUGCUUAAGUGAGGCCAUGAUUUGUAUUACCAGCUAGCCCAAGACUGCCACUCCCCUCUGCAUACCUGUAUGUGCUUGGAAACAGCAGCUCCUGGUUAAAGUAGACAGUAUUUUAGCCAGGAGAUCUUACUGUAAGCUGUCGUCCAGGAUGACCCUCCCAUCACUGCCACCAGCUACUCUCUUGGUCAGUCGUAGCGUAAGGGUAAAGCUUAGCUGUACAGAUCCAUUAGGAGGGGAAUUAAGAGGAAGUAUGCCCUUGAGAGGACCGUGCAAUAUGCCCUGAAGGUGAUAUCCAUAAUGGACCAGCCACUGAGAGAAUUCAUUACUAUACUUGCCCUCCUAAGGCACUUUUCAUAAUAGGGAGGCAGUGUCAGGAAGUUGUAAGGCUUUUCAACAAAUUAAAAUCUAAUUGCAAAAGUACACAAUAUCUCGAUCCAUCACCCUCAGCUUGCUGAACAGAUUAAUAGGUGGCUUUUUGCAGUAUAAAAGCCCUCUAAUGUCUUGGGGAAAACAUUGUGGGGUCAUUUGUGUUGUGAAUUCAAUGCUGCUUUUCAUGCCUCCCUCUGUAUUACUUUCAACACCAUUUGUGUUGCAGAAUAAAAUGUGAGUGCUGACCAAAUUAAAUGGCAAGUUAAUGUAUGUUAUUAAAUAGAUUGAUGAUGUCUGCUUUAUGUCCUGACAUAUCCUAAAAUUGGGGAAAAUGUACAAAAAGAUACAGUGCCUGGCUAUCUGACUAUGUAUUUGUAAAACCUCAUGAAAACUAAUGAAGUGUGUGAAGCAUGUUUAGUUUUUUUUUUAUACAAAAU
Messenger RNA from Xiphias gladius (swordfish), 5418 nucleotides. RefSeq names its product metabotropic glutamate receptor 4-like. Gene Ontology annotation, cellular component: membrane. The record is from RefSeq and is a predicted model, not a curated record. Gene Ontology annotation, molecular function: adenylate cyclase inhibiting G protein-coupled glutamate receptor activity. The transcript has 11 exons. Lineage: Eukaryota; Metazoa; Chordata; Actinopteri; Istiophoriformes; Xiphiidae. The coding region runs from base 857 to 3646 and encodes 929 amino acids. Gene Ontology annotation, biological process: regulation of synaptic transmission, glutamatergic; G protein-coupled glutamate receptor signaling pathway.